GUACAUUUCACGCUCGGCGUGGUGGAGCACUCCAUCAGUUACUGGGAGUUGUCCACUACACUUCGGCUCAACUCCCCGCACCCGAGCGACCGGCCCAUGAUCGUGGAGGUGACAGAUCCCACCGACUUUGCUGACCAUGCCUACUUCCAGCGCAUCUGCAUACCGAACUAUGUGGAUGAGCGAUACGUUGCCAGCCAGACGCGGGCCACUCUCCUCCGUCAGGAGUGGCAGAUCCUCAGCCACUUGCUCACCCAGUCCUACACCCCCAGCCGGGGCUCGGCCGGGUCACCCUCCGGACCCUGUUCUUCAUGCAUGCGAUGGGUCACUCUGAGGACACCAUCGUGAUGGGAUCUGUGCUCACCCGGACAUUCACCAAAGCCUCCGCCAACCAGGAUUGCCACCUUGUCUGUGGCCCGGUGAUCACCGCCCUAGCCCGCUACUACGGGGUCGACAUCACUGGGAUGACCAUGGUCCGAGCACCGACCCCAUUCAGCAAAGCCACCCUCCGCCAUCAGCACAUGCUUGCUCGACAAGGGCGUUUGCAAUGGAUUGUGGGUCUCCCUCGGUCGCCUGCACCUGAACCUGCAGUGGGCGACCAGCCGGAGUCGAGCACAGCUGGGGGGCGCCGGGUUCCCCGCCGUACUGUUCGCCGUGCCCAGACCCCUGCGAGCCCCUCUGCUGCUCCGAGGUCUCCAUCUCACGGGUCUCCGGCUCCCUUGGUCUCCAUUUCUGACCAGUUGGCGGCCAUCGCUCAGCAGAACGAGCGCAUUCUGGCCGGCCAGGAGAGCAUUCACACCCCCCUCGAUCGUGAGCGGGACCGCAGCUGUCAUCUUAUGUCUGGCCAGCACUAUAUCUUGUCGUACCUGGGCUUGGACCCGAACUCAGUCCACUACCCCUUCGUGCAAUCACCGGGGUAUGAGGAUGAGUACCCUCCACCCACCGGCGAUGGUGGCGAUGCGUUCUAGUGGCGAGUGGCUGGUUCUGCACUUCAUUUCUUUUCCAGACUCAGACUCCAUGUUUUUGUUGUUUUGUUUUGUUUUUUUUAUAUUGGAUUGUAGACUUGGAACUCUGGUUCUUUCACCCAGUGUGUGUAUUUUGUUGACUUUAGUUAUGUGCCUUGGACUGGUCCCCCUUCCAGUCCCCUACUAUUGACUGGUCUGCCUUCCAGUCCCCGUUCCUGAUCUCAUUUCACGGUAACAUCGUUCCCCUUCACUCUGCUCCAUUGAGGACACUGUCGCAUUUAAGUGUGGGGGGGGGGGGGGUUCUUUGUAUUCAUUGGAACGUAUAUAUGUGUGCUUGGAGCCUAGUCCGCUAUCCAAAUCUCGAGCUUUGAGGGCUCCAAGUACUGCUGUUUGCUUGAUGUUUGAUCGUAUUGCCACUGUGGAUUUGAUUGUUGAAUCGAAUGGCUUUCGAAUUAAUGCAUGACAACUUGAUAACUAGGUCAGCCUAUAAUGAUGACUGAGAUGUGCAGUAGAACUAUGUAAGGGUUCAGUUUUUCGAAUGUUUGCUUACCAACUGUGACUUGGAUUGAUCACUUGCUCUUGACAGUCAUUUAUGCAUCUAGUUCAGGGAAUCAGAAUGAGAGAUAGAGCAUAUAGGUAGCCAUGUGAGACUUGAGCCUGCUUGUUUCUUUCUUGUGCGAUAGUUUCCUCUUCCAUGAUGUGCAGCAUUCACGUUGUCAUUAGCUAAGAUGAUGGAGGCAUAGGAUUAGCCCACGACCAAAUUGACUGUCCUGAUGUGUCAUACCCCCUUGUCAGCCCUUUGAGCCGUGUGUUAUCCUUUCUUUCGGUCUACGAUGAAAAUCACCCCUUUGCAUCUUUUAGAAGGUUCCACAGAGUGGUUUUUUCAUGUUCUCUGUUGUUUCUGCUAAAUAUAUUGUGAGGGUUGGAGGUAGUUCUUAAAAAAUAAAAAAGGGCAUGUGUUUGCAAAAUGUGCAUAGGUGGUAGUUCUCUCAAGAAAUGGAAAAAAAAUGAAUGAAAGCAAAAGAGAGCCACCACCACAAAAUCUGAAUAGCGCCCAUUGAGUAGUGUUUCUUAGCAGUGUGGCUUGGAACUACUAACAUUUAUGUGACCUCCUUUGCUCUUGUGCUCUAAAGAAUGUGAGUAAUGCAGAAGGGCAGAAACAAAGAGUGGUUUGAUUGACUGUGAGUGUGUUGGGUUUGGAAUUGUGGAACCUUGUGCUAUGAAUACUUCCACCACCUAAAAGGCUUUUCCCCAUGUCCAAGACCCUAGCCAGUCAUUUGAACCUGUGUCUAAGACCUCGGAUUAGUUAGUGGUGACACCCCAUAUGUGAACUCUAGCAGUUAGAGGCUGCCUACAUGGUGAAGAGACGUUAGGGAUUGAGAGAAUAAGCAUGCGCAUUUUUCGCAUCAAAUUGUCCUGACCCCACUGGUCGAGAGUGAGCGAUUCAUUUUCUCAUAUUCUCUAUACUCUUUAUCCCGGUGAGGACCUAGAUUGCUCGGUCUUAAUUCUGAUAUCUUGAGCUUUAUGCAUGAAGUGACUGUCUUAAAUGAGUGGUUGAGUCAAGUCUAUGUUGGUUGGUGAACAGAAGGGAGACUCUUCCUUUGCUCGACUUUGCUGCACUCGAAUGUCAUUUGUGGUGGUUGUCUAGGUUGUCGUUGAGGUUGUCCAUGUGUUAAUGAUCAAAAGCUAGUAUGAUUCACCUGUUUUGUGCCGAUAUGACAUGCCCUAAUGCCUGCUUGAUUAAAACGUUUUGCGCUUA
Linum trigynum is the source of this 2721-nucleotide messenger RNA. The record is from the annotation of a GenBank genome assembly. Lineage: Eukaryota; Viridiplantae; Streptophyta; Magnoliopsida; Malpighiales; Linaceae.